GAUGAAGCAACGCGACGAUAUUGUACUGUUAGAAUUAAUACGAAAAGAAGCGAUAGCUCAAUUCGUUGAUGAGCGCGUAGAAUUAAGAAAAACAGCGAAAGAAAAUUUGUUAAAGGUACAGGAAGAGAAUCGGCGUAAUUAUAAUCGUAGAUGUAAGAAAGCGACUGUGUAUCAGGAAGGCGAUCUAGUUGCGAUAAAGCGUACUCAAUUUGGAACCGGAUUAAAAAUUCAGAAGAAAUAUUUAGGACCGUAUAAAGUGUCUAGUUUUAAGGGAAAUAAUCGGUAUGAAGUGAUUCGUGUUGGCAAAGGUGAAGGACCGAGCAUUACCACAACCGCGGCAGACUAUAUGAAACCGUUUAAAGAAUUCUCUUCGGAGACCGAAGAAUUUGCAGGUAUGGCCGAGUGUGGGGAGUGAAGCGUGCGACACGUGUAAUGGAAAAAUUAUGUUAAGACAAAAUACGAUCGACGGGAGAAAGAACGCCGAACAGGGCGCGUAGCACGGACAGUCUUUGU
This is a messenger RNA of Megachile rotundata (alfalfa leafcutting bee), 513 nucleotides long. RefSeq lists its product as uncharacterized. Lineage: Eukaryota; Metazoa; Arthropoda; Insecta; Hymenoptera; Megachilidae. The record is from RefSeq and is a predicted model, not a curated record.